This is a messenger RNA of Thamnophis sirtalis, 2288 nucleotides long. RefSeq names its product family with sequence similarity 217 member B (gene FAM217B). NCBI's taxonomy places the organism in Eukaryota, Metazoa, Chordata, Lepidosauria, Squamata, Natricidae. The record is from RefSeq and is a predicted model, not a curated record.
CGGUGGCGGGAUGUCGCACGCGCGUCUCGGGGGCAUCUCGGCUGGCCCGGCUUCGCGAGGGCCCGGCAGGUAUCGGUGGAUGGAUCCGGCGCUGGCUGAAGCCGCCGUAGAAACCGGCUUCUGGUUUGGUGGCAGCCGGCAGCGGCGAUGCAACGCAGCUCCCCGUGCGGAGGCAUGAAGCCGCUCCGAGAACCGGGCCAGGGGUACCAGCGGCUUUAUACGAUGCGCCGAGGGGCUUCCCCCUGAUUUGGCCUGGGUGGCUUGCAACGAUCCGGAGGAAACAAACAAAAAACUAAAGCGCGUUUCCUCCCCCUAUAAUGGGACCGGGCAUCGGAGGUUAUCCCGUCUCCUUGCACAGAGGGAGCCUGCAAAACCUGGUUCAUGAAACCCACGAAGGGAGCGGAAUGGUAACUUUAAGAUCUGUGGACUUCCACGCCCAGAAUUCCCCACCAGCCUGGACAUCUAUGUUUCUGAAUCUUGGCUUCCUCUGUGUUGCUGGAUUGCAAUACCUGGAAUUGGAGGCUAUGCAGCUUGGAAUUCUGGAAGUUAAAGUCUCAGAAAGUUCCAGUGGAGGAAAGAACCACUCAAGCACAAAAGAACUAAAGAAAUCAACGUUUCUAAAACCUUCUUCCAAGAGGCCAGCGAAAAACACAUCUGCUGUUGCAGAAAAGACUCCCGUAGAGGCUACAGACAGACAGAUAACAGCUCAAUACAAAGAAAAAAAGCAGGUUUAUGAAGGGCAUCCACCAAACAGAGUGCCCAGGUUGAAAAGAGAACUUCCUGUUAGAAAAAGUCACGAGGCCGGGGGCAACAAAACUCUUACUGCAUUUAAAGAUGUCUUGUGGAGUCCUUUCAGCGGGACAGAAGAUGCGAGGAUUCAGGGGUUUUAUGGCGGACCAAAAGGCGAUUUGGAAAGGAACUCGGGAGAGGAGGUGGAGGAAGCAGGCCCCAGCGCUCUUUCCUGUCAGAAGGUUACGACCGAGGCCAUGUUUCUGGACUUCGGAUCUUUGCAAAUGAUGAAAGAGGAAGACUCCGAGGAAGACGACGCCAGCGACCUUUCCGAUUCCGAAAGAAUUCCUAUCCCUCCGUCGCCUUGCUCUCCACCAGAGCUCAAUCUGCGAGCUGAGGAGAUCGACCCUCUUUGCUUUGAGCACCACUUCGAGACGCAACGGAAGCAACCGGACUACCGUUACCCGGACUUCCUCCCGCCACCUUUUAACACCUGGGACUUGAAAGGGUUGGCUGCGUUCAUCAACACCGAGUGCAAAUCGGAACCCCGGCCGGAACCGACUGGAUUUCUUGAGAAGUACGUGGAUCGUAUUUUGGAGCUGGAAUGGCUGCAAACGCAAACCGUACAAGCGGAGAAAGGAAAGGGUACCAAAGCUCGGGCUCAGACUGCUCCUAGCGUCCUCCGGUCCCUGAAAAGUUCCGGCAAAAGCAAGUUAUUGCACAGCCCUUUAGCCAAUAAACAGUUGACGCUCCCUGGAAACUUUCCAAGACUCCCCAAUGCAGGUCUCAAAAAGGACUUCCAUGGGGACAAAACCAGCCAGGUGGCAUCCCUUGAGAGUCAGUUAAAGGGCAAUGGACCCCCCAACCAAGGCUCAUCAGCCCACCAGAGGAGACCAUCGGAAGCGAAGAACGAGACCAAAAAGCGGCCUGCCCUGAAGCAGCAUUUGGCCAGUAUGCCUUCUUUUGAGAUGCAGGAGUCCCCCAUGAUCCAUGGAGCUGGUAACAUGAGACCACCCAAGCCGUCUUCUUCAUUCCACGGCUCCACCGUCCCCCUUAAGGGGUUACCAGCCCAUAUAUGUCCAAAUCCCAAGAAUGGAAAGAUGAAUAAUUACACACCUCCCAAAAAGGCCUCAGCAGAUCCCAAGCUAAAAGCAAACGGCCUGAAACAAACACGGUGCAAAUUUAAAUAAUGCUGGGGCGGUGGGGUUUAUUGCUUUGGUACAGCAAGGUCCGGCACCUCCAUUUUCCUUGUUGCAGGAAGAAUGUAGAAUGGUGGUUCUUGAACUUCGAAGGUAGACUUUCACAGGGAGACGCCAUCCUGUGCUCGACUUCUCAUCCUAUGUUGUGAUUGGUGCCCUGAAGACAAGAAUUGUGAUUCAUCUCUUCCUCAACUACACUAUUGGGCACAUAGGUAUCCUCGCCCUUGUGAUGUUUGCAAUUACAGUGUGAGAUUUUUGGUCUUCCUGGGACUCCUUCCAUAAGCAUUGUAACAUCAAAUCCGUGGCACGACAAAACCGUGCUCCACUAAAGCGCACCCGAUUAAACCGCGUCGCUGACGU